CACUACUUUGGGUGCUUUUUUGUGUCAUUGGAUAUCUGGUCCUUUUUUCGUCUGCUUUGCAAUGUGUUUAAAAGUUGCCGUGGGAACUAGAUUCUCAAUUGUAGCUGAUUUGAAAUUGAUACAACUGUAAAAUGUCAGCACCGGGAAAAACUUUCCUUUGAAUUGCUGCUAAUGAUUCUAGUAGGCCUGUAAGAAGCACAAUGGUGGUGCUCAGGAUUUUUUAUUGGCACGUUUAACCUCAGUCUCCAGUACUGUGAUUACAGAAUGUAUUAGAGAAGUGUGUGGCCGGUCGAGAGUGAAAGUGAUCAAGGCAGCUUGUUAGUCCCGUAUGACUGACUCGAUGGCGUCCAUCCUGUGUCUGAGGGUGGUUGUUCGGUGGUCUCCACAGCUGUUCUGGGCUGUGCUGAGUGGGAUGCCACAUUACAGAACCUCCAGAUAGAAAUAUAUUAGAACAGAUAUGUAUCCUUUACGUAGAACAAGGAAUCAUGCCGCCUCCUAAAUGCAACCCUGCUGCCUCCUUCAGUGCCAAACGCAUUGGCUUUGACUGAGAGAUUGUGUGACUUCACUGAGUGAUGUCGGGAGCAGAAAGUGCAUAGGAUGGAUACAAUGUGUGUGCAUAAUAUGAAAGUAAUCUUUUGUAAUAUUAUGGCUUCAAACCAGAGGUCAACUCCACCAAUGUUUGUUUUCGUUUCUGAACCUGUACAUUUUCAUUCAAAGUUUUUAUUCCCCUCUUCUCUCAUGUCCCCUUCUCUCAUUUCCCCACCUCCCUUUCCUGUUUUCUUACCCUCUCAGUUGUUACUCACCCAUGCCUGUGCUCCCGCUCUCCCUGGCCUAUGCUCGCUCAUUCUGUGUGUGUUCUCUCCCCACCUCUCUCUUCCCUCUCAUCCCCAGUCGGUGCCUACACAGCCCUAUUCCCUCUCUGUUGCUCCCACCUAUCUCCAGCUUUCCCCCACAUCUCUAGCUGCACCUCUAUCCUGCUUCACCCAACCUUUCUCCUGCCUCUCCUCCAACCUCUCUCCUGCCUCUCCUCCAACCUCUCCACUCCUCUCUCCCCCAGCUUCUCCCCCUCUCUCUUUCCCAGCCGUUCCCCACCUCUCUCCCCCAGCCAUUCCCCCCCCAGCCUCUCCCCACCCAGGCCUCGCCCAGUUGCUACUCAUCCCAGGCUGUGCUCUCUCUCCCCAGGCUAGAAAUCGUGUGAAGCAUGGGUGACUGGAGCUUUCUGGGGCGGCUGCUGGAGAACGCUCAAGAACACUCCACCGUGAUUGGCAAGGUGUGGCUGACAGUCCUCUUCAUCUUUCGUAUCCUGGUCCUGGGGGCGGCUGCGGAGGAAGUGUGGGGAGACGAGCAGUCGGACUUCACCUGCAACACGCAGCAGCCCGGUUGCGAGAACGUGUGCUACGACGAAGCCUUCCCCAUCUCGCACAUCCGCUUCUGGGUGCUGCAGAUUAUCUUCGUGUCCACGCCCACCUUGAUCUACCUGGGACACGUGCUGCACAUUGUCCGCAUGGAGGAGAAACACCGGGAGAAGGAGGAGGAGCAGCGGAAGGCCAGCCGGCACCAGGAGGAGAGAGACCCUCUGUACAGGAACGGAGGAGGAGGAGGGAAAAAGGAGAAGCCCCCAAUCAGAGACGAGCACGGUAAAAUCCGCAUCCGGGGGGCUCUCCUGCGCACAUACGUGUUCAACAUCAUCUUCAAGACGCUGUUCGAAGUGGGCUUCAUCCUGGGUCAGUACUUCCUGUAUGGCUUCCAGCUCAGCCCCCUGUAUAAGUGUGGUCGCUGGCCCUGCCCCAACACGGUUGACUGCUUCAUCUCACGUCCCACAGAGAAGACCAUCUUCAUCAUCUUCAUGCUGGUGGUAGCCUGCGUCUCCCUGCUACUCAACCUGCUGGAGAUAUACCACCUGGGAUGGAAGAAGGUGAAGCAGGGGGUCAGCAACGAGUUUGCACCUGACCGAAUGGCGCUCCCCCUGGCCAGAGACGAGGCGGUGGAGUCCAACAUGAUCCAGGAGGGGAUCGCCCACCCGGUCCUCAACUGCCUGCCCACGUACGGUGGCGUGAACGUGGUGUACCUGCCCAACGAGCAGGCAAACGCCACGGACGCUUUAUCCGAGCAGCAGGCAGCGGCGGCAGAACUCAAGAUGGACCCUUUCCAUGAAGACUUCCUGCUGGAGGCUCCUCCCACGUCCUUAUACGGCGGCGAGGGCAGUGGCCAGCAGCAGUCCGUGGAGCAGAACUGGGCCAACAUGGCCAUGGAGCUGCAGACUCUGGACGCUGCCAAGUCCUCCUCCUACCCUCCUCCUCCCUCCUCCCCUUCUCCGCCACCCUCCUCCUCCUCCCACACCUCCUCUGAUCAGGAGCAGUCACCCCCUCCACCGGACACUGCCCCUCCUAUCCCCGACUCCCGCUCCUCCACCCUCCCGCUGGGGGAAUCGAGAAGGAGUGAGGAGCACCAGCAGCAGGAAGAAGAGGCGGCGCUGCCGCUGACGCACGUUGAUGAUGUCACGGUGACCCAGGUGGAGAUGCACGAGCCACCCGUUUUCAUAGCGGCGGACGCCCGCAGGCUGAGCAGGGCCAGCAAGACCAGCAGUGUCCGAGCCCGGCCCGACGACCUUGCCGUGUAACACGUACACACACACACACUCUCACACACCUUCACACAAUCACAUACAAACACAUGCAGACCCCUAUCCACCACCGCACCCCCAACGCCUCUGGGUUCUAUACAUUUUAUAUCUUUGAGGCUCAGGUGUCAAAUGUUGUGUGAAAUACAGAGGCGAUGUGGGAGGGGGGGCUCUGGAGUUGAGAUGCUCCUGACAUUACUCUCUACAAAAGUUGCGUUAUCUGGAGAUGCAUUCGGUGAGGCAUAGCUUAGUGCUUCAACGUUAUGAGGUGCCAACACGUGUGUGGAGAGGGAACACACACAUUCACUGUUUGCAGCUCAGAUGCCAUGAAAGGAUUAGAGAUAUUGGACUAACUAGUUUGGGACAUUAGCAACAUUUCGGAUGAAUAUAAUUCUGCUGUUUUCUUUAUUCUUUGAUGGUAGACAUCAGAAGAGGGUUUGCGCUUUCGUUAAUUUUUUUCUCUCCCCCCUUUUCUUUUUUCUUUUCUUGUGAUGGACCCUUUAAGAUGAAGCCGAUGUGUCCUAUUGUCUCUUCCUGGUGUCUGUCUGUCUGCCUCGUAGCUAGCCGUCUGUCUGUUCCAUACUCACCCUUCCUAUUAAGCUGAAUGAAGAGAGGGACGCUCUGACAGUAUGGUGGAGUGGAGAAAGACAGGGAUAGGGUACCUGGGUGGCACUUUAUUCAAAAUGACUUGCUAUUUACUUACAAAUGACAUGUUAAUCACACACGACUAGGCACAUUUUGGUACCAGGUAGUUAACAAUGAAGUACCCUCUGAUAAUAUGUAAUGUACCAGUAAAUACCAGGUUAAUACCAGUGCAUAAGGUAACGUCCUACCGGUUACUGUCGUGUGUAGCCAUACUAGUGUGAAGCUUCAACCUAUGUUACCACCGCGAUCCCAACCUGAGGCUUGGCUUGUGUGUGUGUGUGUGUGUGUGUGUGUGUGUGUGUGUGUGUGUGUGUGUGUGUGUGUGUGUGUGUGUGUGUGUGUGUGUGUGUGUGUGUGUGCGUGCGUGUGUGCGUGCGCAAUAGAUAUAUUAUAGAGUCUUGUUUCAAUGUCUACAACAACAUUUAGGCAGUUACAUCAGGGUAAAUAAUAUAUAUAUGUAAAUAUAUUACAUAGUACAUACAGGGUAUAUUAUACAUAUAGAAUUAUGACUUAUAAAGAACCCAUACUGACGCUUGUGUUUGCAGUGUGUUAAAGACGUGUGUGUCCUCAUCGUAAAGAAAUUCAGCAGAUUUAAGACUGUAGGCCCCCACUGGUAGUCAGUAUGGGAAGUUUCAGUAUAGUGCUUAGAGAGAGUAGGCAAUAGAAUUGCUAGAAGAUAGAUAGAUACAGAGUAUUAUUUAAGGCAAUGACAUUUCUUCUUUGUUACUGAGUCAUAAUAGCAAAAUCAAUAGGAAUGUGCAUUUGCGUAUCAUUUUCUUAAACUCCUGCCAGUUUUUUAAAUCAGAAAAUGGCUCUUAACAUGCAGUUGUAUUUAUUUUAAGCUUCCUGUUUUUUCUCUCUCCAGAUUAAUUAAUUUUUGUCAUCUAACAUUCAGGAAAAAAUCAUAGCUAUCGAACAAUGUUUUGGACAAAUCUCUUUUGCAUUUUGUACCUCUUUAUGUUUUGAACAACGGCAUAUUCUGUUACUGUGAAACUACAACUCACUACUACUGACUCCCUCAAGCACUUGACCUUUGACCUUGUUAUGAUGAGAUCAUAUGUUAUCAUUCCACCACCACAUGGGGGUUAUUACCAUAAAGCAACAAGAAGCAGGGGGCACUUCAAUUUUGCCACUUAAAGUAAGAACAGAAAGUUGUGAUUCUUACAGUACAUUUCAACAAUGUAGAUAGGCUGUUUGUUCCCAUUUCUCUCUCUAUCUCCCCCUCCCUUACCCUCACACUCGUCCUUCCUUCCUUCCUUUCUUUUCUCUCUUUCUUUUAUUCUCUCUCUCUCUCACACACACACACACACACACACACACACACACACACACACACACACACACACACACACACACGCAAACUCUACAUUGGGGUAUAUCUUGGAGUAGAGGGUUUAGACCGAGACUGUGAAUGGGCUGUUGCUGUGUUCUGUUGUAUGAUGUGUUAAAAUGCUUAGAGAAUCAGGUCUGCUGCUUGUUGCGUUGCCACACACACAGAAUCUAAGUGCCUCACUAAUCGUUUACAUACCAUGCACAUACAGUAUGUUAAAAAAAAGCCACCAGGUGAUGGGAUCGAGCUGUGACAUUGUAAUCCAAAAAAAACGAAGAGCAGGUCAGCUGUCCACCAAAGAGAGAAAAUCUAAAAUGGACACCAAUAGAACUCUGUUAAGAGUUGUUGAAAACAGGUUACGGUUCUGUUAAGUCAUAAUUUCUGUUUAUAACCUUGUCAUUUCGAUUGUUUAAAGUUGACAAUUUAGCAUGUAGAUAAUGAUCUGGACAGUUAAGACAGAAUGGUGUUCUAAGAUCAAAUAACAAAGGACAUCUCAAAAAGAGGAUGUCUCAGUAUUUUAGAAAGUAUUUCUAUUUAUGAGAGAAUUACCAGAUUACCAAAUACAAAAAAGUUGAUUUUGAAAAAAAGAUUGCAUCUUUGUUGACUUUUUUGUCGAAAAAAUACUGGAGAGGUGUUUGGCUAGGUUAAAGUUAUACUCCAUUGUUGUGUCAGGCACCCCCCCCCCCCC
Messenger RNA from Oncorhynchus mykiss (rainbow trout), 5283 nucleotides. The record is from RefSeq and is a predicted model, not a curated record. Lineage: Eukaryota; Metazoa; Chordata; Actinopteri; Salmoniformes; Salmonidae.